CGACCGUUCGGCCCUUGCACUCUCACGGGAGGAAACGUGAUGUUUCGUUCUUCUUCGCCUUCUUCUUCUUCGGCCCUCGCCUCUCCUCCCCCCCCCGCCACCCGGGGGACGCGCAGGACACAGGGAGGGCAAGAACCCGAUGCCCCGGCGGCGGCGGUGCCGACGGACGACCCGCCACGCCACCCCAGUCAGCACCACUCAGGCCCGCGCCAUUCAGCAGAAGGCGUGGCAGCGCCUCCCUCGCCCCAGAUGGCGUCCGCAGGGCGCGGUUGCAACAGCGCACGGUGGGCGAAGGCCGACCCGAGCCCGGCCGUGCUGCUGCCCGUGGGCUUCCACGGCUACUCCGAACCAGCGACGCCCGCGGGGAGCUGGAGGGCCAGCCUCCUGGGCCACAGGCCCCGACACGUAAACACACUGAGAAGGAUUCCCGGCGGCCCCCUGAGCCCGCCAGCGCUGCCGCCAGGGGCUCGCCACAGGCCCACCUCCCGCAGCAUGUUCAAGCCCUUCUCCGCGCCCGGGGGGCGUGAGGGCCUCGGCUUCCGCCUGCACGUGGCCGCGGGCCAGGAGGCUCUCUACUGCUACCAGAAGAAAGGGGACGAGGCCCCAGCCGGCGAGCUCGAGCUCGCGCUGCGUGCGCCGCUGCUGCUCGCCACCGCGGCGCUGGCGCCAGGGGCCAAGCAGAUGGUCUCCGUGACGCUUGCGACGCCUGAGGUGCUCGAGUGCAUGGGCGGGAUGCAGAUCCUUCCCGGCGAGGCGCGCAGCCGCUUCCAGGAGACGCCCAUGCUGCCGGCGGGCGGCGGCCGCGGCGCGCUGACCUUUGAGUGCGCCAGCGAGCGCAAUGCGCAGCAGCUGAUGGACCAGCUCUCCGCGGCAGGUUGCACGCUGCAGGGCUUGACGGACAGAUACAGGCUGCGCAAGGAGGUCGGCCGCGGGGGCUUCGGCCGGGUGUACCUCGCCCACGACACGUGGAACGGCGAGGAGGUGGCCGUGAAGGUGUUCCUGAACAAGCCUGGGGCCAAGCGGAACCAGUUCCACCCCCUGCGCGAGGCUACGAUGCUGCGCUGGUCCGAGGACCCCUUGUUCCCUCACUUCAAGGCC
Messenger RNA from Prorocentrum cordatum, 1098 nucleotides. Lineage: Eukaryota; Dinophyceae; Prorocentrales; Prorocentraceae. The record is from the annotation of a GenBank genome assembly.